AUGUUUCAAUAUGUGCCACCGAGCCGUAGGCUGUUCAAAUCUAGACAUAGAGUCUCUAGACGAGAGUUGCAAGGGCUUAUUGACUGGACUACGACGCUUGAUGAGUCGAUCGAGGAGGAUUCGUUGAUCUCGUAUGCGGUUCCAGUGGUUGGCGGUGAGUCUCGGUUCUCUGUGUUGUCAAGUGAGAGUGGUGAGAGCCUGUUUGAGCCCGAUUUGAGAACCCAGUUGCAAAGCAACAUGAGUUUGGAGUCCCUGAUCCAGGAGAACAAGAAGCGGAUCUCUGCGAACCAGGAAGAUCUAGAGCUCUUUAUAGCUGCUCGAAACCCAUCUUUGAGCAAUAGUGCUAGAGAUCAGGUGUCAAAGUUGCAAUGUGAGAAUGCACAACUAUUCAAUAGGGGGAAGAUAUUACAGGAGCGGUGGGCCCAGGUACGACGUUGUAACGAUAAUGGCAUCUUGUUGAUCGAGAUUGGGAAGAAUGGGCUACAGUGGUUUGGGAUCCCCGCUGAUCUGCGUCAGCAGAUUUAUCGGUGCUGUCUGUACCAAGUAGCAGAAGCCUGUGAGCCUAGAGAUGAGUUAUACAGGGCAAUUUUACAAUGCUGCGGCGAGAAACAACUUGCAGCGCAGAUCUACGGCAACAUGCGACGUAAUGCACCAUUUCUAAUGGAUGAGAAACUUCCCGUCGAGCAAUCGAAACUGGUCGAUUCACGAAUCGCCUCCCUUUACCCCGGGCUGCACUACCACCUGACCAUAACGUUACAAUGGGACUUGAUCCACGAUUUUGUGCGUCCCUUAUUGCUAAAUUCCCUGUGCGCUGGACUCAGAUCGCAGACCAUUAGUUGGGAAUUGCUCGAUGUAAUUGUAUUUUCAGCAUACUACCGCGAACUAUCACGGCUCAUCACCGAUGAGUUCUUACUCGGAACACUGGAGCAAACCUAUUAUAAAUUCUUCAGCGAUGAACCAGUCCAAGUACAACAACAAUUACAACACAUCAGGAUCGAUCUCGUAGAACUUCUAGAAUACUUGAGACGCAAAUAUGGUCAAUCACUGAUGGGCACCACGUGA
Molecule: messenger RNA, 1062 nt
Organism: Torulaspora delbrueckii
Lineage: Eukaryota; Fungi; Ascomycota; Saccharomycetes; Saccharomycetales; Saccharomycetaceae
Gene: MLO50
Product: Mlo50p
Exons: 1
Coding region: 1-1062 (353 amino acids)
Source: RefSeq, a predicted model, not a curated record